UUUUCAAUCAGUCUUUGACAGAACAUCGUGCAAUUAAGAAGUUAACGUGAGUGCUACAGGAAUUGUGGAAUAAAAUAGUUGAACUAAAAAUAUUGGUGCACAAAUUGCGUCAUUUCACUGCUAAUUGAUCAAAUAACAAGCAGCGUAGUACAUUGAUUACUCAGUGAUAAUGCCACGACGAGGAAGGUCAGCAUCCCCGCCGCCGGCACAGCGCAGGUCCGCACCGGUUGCAGCCGCUCCGCCCCGUCCGGCACCAAGUCAACCGAUGGUACAGCAUGCCCCUCCUGCGGCAGUCGGUGCACCGAUGGCCGCUCCCAGUCAAGGUCCAGGAUUGAUGGCUCAGAUGGCAGCAACGGCCGGUGGUGUAGCAAUCGGUUCCGCCGUUGGUCAUACCGUUGGACAUGCGCUUACCGGAAUGUUCAGCGGUUCCGAUUCGAAGGAAGCCGCUCCAGUCGGACAGGCACCGCCGGCUCAGCAAUACGCUCCGGCUCCCACCGGUGAGGCUAACAACUCCGGUCCGUGUGCUUGGGAGAUUAAGCAGUUCCUUUCCUGUGCUCAAGGGCAAGCCGAUUUGACCCUAUGCGAAGGAUUCAACGAGGCGCUGAGACAGUGCAAGAUGCAGAAUCAUAUGUAAAAAGUGCGGGAAACAGCGGGUGGCCAAACCGCACCGAGUGUCGAAUUCAAAAUUUAAGUAGUCUGAAUCAAUAGUGUUCGCUUGGAAGAUGUUGAAUAAAACAGAGUUGGUUUA
Molecule: messenger RNA, 748 nt
Organism: Malaya genurostris
Lineage: Eukaryota; Metazoa; Arthropoda; Insecta; Diptera; Culicidae
Gene: Chchd2
Product: coiled-coil-helix-coiled-coil-helix domain-containing protein 2
Exons: 2
Coding region: 170-634 (154 amino acids)
Biological process (GO): mitochondrion organization
Cellular component (GO): nucleus; mitochondrion
Source: RefSeq, a predicted model, not a curated record